AUGUCUGCGACCACUUGGGCUGUCGCUGUCCCAGACAAAGAACGGCUCAUUAAGGCAGCUUUUGAAGCGAAAGAGAACGCGUACUGCAGAUAUUCCAACUUUCGUGUUGGCGCAGCUCUUCUCUCCGCGAACGGAGAAGUCAUCAAGGGUGCAAACAUCGAAAAUGCUUCAUACGGUGGCACAAUAUGUGCGGAGCGGACCGCUAUAGUCAAAGCAGUGAGCGAAGGGACGCGGUCGUUCACCGCACUCGCCGUAGUGACCGACGUUGAGUCAGCCCUCUCGCCGUGCGGAAUGUGCCGCCAAGUGCUCCGAGAGUUUUGUUCGUUGAAUAUGCCUAUCUUCCUUGUGCCCGCCAACUACGACGAACUUCGAGCCAGUGGAGACCAGAAUGGCGGUAUACAGGAAACGAGUAUUGGCGAACUCUUGCCAUACAGUUUCGGCCCUGAAGAGUUGGAAUUGCCUCGGAGAUCAUGA
Messenger RNA from Sparassis crispa, 474 nucleotides. Its product is annotated as Putative cytidine. Gene Ontology annotation, molecular function: cytidine deaminase activity; zinc ion binding. The transcript is spliced from 5 exons. The record is from RefSeq and is a predicted model, not a curated record. Gene Ontology annotation, cellular component: cytosol. Bases 1 to 474 code for a protein of 157 amino acids. NCBI's taxonomy places the organism in Eukaryota, Fungi, Basidiomycota, Agaricomycetes, Polyporales, Sparassidaceae.